AUGGCGGCCGAUGCCGUUCUCGCGGCUGUUGAAAGAAUCACGACCGGCAAAACAAUCGCUGCGAGAGAACAUGGCCUCGACGAGAUUCGGAAGAUCUUCUUGUCUGGAUCUGCUGAUACCCUGCGCGACGACAUAUACCAUCGAGCACUUGAAGGCAUCUACCAGGCCGUGACCAAGGAGAAGUCCAACUACCUCAAAUAUGUACGAUCAGGAUCGGUUUCAGCGUCCACUUCCGCCAACAGGCUUGGAGGCCUUUCGGCAGCCCUCAAACUAAUUGUCGACGUUGGCUACACACGAAUCAAAUUCAGAACAGCCAUCUCAGUCUUGGACCACGUUGUCGAAAUCCUUCCCGUCUCAGAAGAUGAGCUCUGUGAACCACUGCGAGGUGACUACAUCAAGAUUCUACGUACGUUAUUUGAGUACGCUCCGCUCGCCGAGCACCUCAAGGUCAAGCAAUGGCGGACGUAUGUCGACUUUAUGUUGGCUGUGAUGUCGAUCUCAGUUGUGGACGAGAACUCUUCCUCGUCUUUUGCAUCGAACAAGGACCUGGCGUCGUCGCGAAACACAAAUCCCUUGUCGAUUCGGGUCAGUCAGUCUAGCAAGAAAGGCUCUGCAUCAUCGCACGUUACUCUUGACGAUCUUCUCGCCGCUAUGAAAUCUCUGACGGCAGUACAAAAUGCACCAAUACCUAGCAGAGCCUCGGCGAUUAUGGAAGGCAUCUUAGAUUGUCUAAACUCGGCAACAAAAUCGCAUGCCUCCGCCAUCGAGACAUUCAACAACGUAGCGCUUGUUCUACUCGGCACAACGUGCGCCUGCUACGAGACAACUUUGCACUCAUCAUUCCUAUUGCGAGGCGACUUUGGUCUGAGUAUUAUUGCUGCCAAACCAACGUCCCCUAUUGCUUUGGACGCCAGCUUGAGACUCCAGCUCAUGCAGACACUGUAUCACGAGUACCAGAGUAGAACUGAAAGAGAUGUCCUCGUUCCGGAUGACAUUACACUACAGUUCACAGGCCAAGGAGACAGUAUACAAGUCGAAUUCAUCCCACAGGUAAUCUCGGCUAAUGCUGUGGCCCAGUGGAUGCUUGUCAGCACACUUACAGCAUUGCAUCGGAGCCUUCUGUUAGACAGCGUGCCCAACGAAGCACCACCAGGGCCAGACAUCGAUGAACAUGUGUCCAAACGCCGCAAGACCUCUACACCGCUUGAAGAGCUUAUGCAGCACGCCACUCUUUCUUCCGGCGUGCGUCAAGUUGCAGCUCUACAGGUACUGUUUGCGCUCGCUGGCCAGGCAGAGGAUACUCUAUUAUGCGGCUUCUUCGCAGAUAGCCUUGAAGCAUUGUUCAAGAUCCUUGCAAAAGAAGACCCAUCUUCUACAACAUGGGUACUUCUCAUCUUCUCAAGGCUCGCCGGCUCCGCUUUGGCGUCCGAGGACACCUUUCGCUCUCUAUGGAUGCGCGUUCUGGAUGCUGCCCUUCGAGCAACAGCGACUACUUCGACAGCUCGUGCUGGUUGUCUUGUCGUGGCGUCAGUGAUCGCGAGCCCACACCUUUCCAUCAUGUGUACUGGGGCUAUGUUACAAGGAUCGUUGUUUGCAACCGGCAAGAUUGGGCCAGCGAAGUUGACAGAUGCGGCGAUCUGGAUGUUCAUCGCUGCAUUGCAGUCCGGCAUUUUCCUUCACGACGACGCUUUCGAAAACUUUUCUGUCCGGGUGAUUGGCUGGCUCGGUACAUCGUGGACGCUUCCCGCGAGUGCUGAUCGCUCGCACAACGCGCACAUGGCCACUCACGCUCGACCUGAGCUACUGUGUAUCCUCCUUGCAUCGCUGAAAGGGAUUGAGCUUUGUCUGCAAUACUUGCUGAAUAGUCCCAAUAUCGCGCCAUUGUAUCAGUUGGAAGAACGUGCCCACAGUGCACAAAAGCUGGCAACUCUUAUGGGCGCAGCCGACCUCCAACUAUCGACAGACCAGCGGUGGUCUGUCACGGCUCAUGCUAUCCACCUGAACGCGCGGACACGCAGCCGGAUCGAGUUUGCCGUCUCUGAAAUGCUUCAAAAUAGGCUUCACGACUUCACAGACUCCUGGAAUACACACAAUGUGGCCGGCAAACUUGGCGGGAUCAGUAACGACAUGCUUGGGGUCACAGCCUGUCUCUGCGUCGUCACUCGGGUGAGCACGGGUCGAACGACUCAGGACAUUCCUGCAUCUUCUCCGACACAAGGACUUGUUGAAGACUUGUGGCAGAGCUUGCAGGUCUUCAUCUCGGAACGACAUCCAGACAGGCGACAAAGAGCGUCUGUACUGGCUGCCACCGUUUCCCGCUUAGGAGACGCCACGGUCAGUGAUGACUUUUUCGUGGCUAGGCAGAUGUUGCCAUGUAGUCAAAGCACAUUGGACACUUUGAAGAAGAUAUCGGAUGCCGAGGACGACGAUGAAGACGAUGACGACCAGAUGGACUCAUUCCACACUGGCAGAUCGCAAAAUGCUCAUAACAAGCGAGACUCUGUACUCACUCGCGUUCUCCGAUACGAGGCUACGAAGCAUGCAACAUUUGUGGAGACCCUUGCAAGCAGUGUGUUGAACAUAGCACUGCUGAUCGAGCAAGGGAGAUCAGAGGGUCAUCUCGAGACCCAAGCAACGGAGGUGCUCCUUAACCACAUACUCAGGCUCGAUAGUGCCGAACUCAUCUCAGCUCGACAUGCAGUGUAUCGCUUUCUAGAUACGCGGCCAUCUUUCUCGCGGAACCAGGUAUUGCGGCUGUUGCAGUUUCUGGGCAACGCCUGCCUAGCAGACAGCGAGUUCGAGCGGUGCGAGGCAGCUUUGAGUUUGUGUGCGAAGGCCAUGACCUAUCUUGCGCAGUACUGGGUGUCAGACCAAGAUGAUGAGCUUGGGGAUCGCGCAUACGAAAUGUACGAAUGGUUUGUCGAGACCGGACUCCGCAAAGGCGUGGCUUCUUCGACAACGCUACUGCAUCUUGCUCAUCUGCUUGAUGCUGUUGCCAGUCUAAGCCCUUCCUAUGGCGAGGGUGCACUGCCAUCAACCAGGACAAACCUGUUCCUGAUUUUCAAAGAUGCAUCGUGCUUGACAAGAUUGCAGAUCACAUCGAAUCUGAAUCGGGUCUUUGGCAACUAUGUGCUGAGUGAACAUGGAGCGAUAUUCGACGAUGUGGUGGAAUCACUACCCAGUGACCCAGACGAUCUGGACGGCUUAGGUACACGUUUCUUUGUACUGUCUCAGCUUGGAGCGACAUGGCAUUCUGUCUUGAAGCAGGCAAUAUAUAGUCUAUUCGAGACUGCCGCCCACGUAACGUCCAUCGUCGAUCUACAGAUCGCGGCUGUCACCCGAAUGUGCCAAUCGCUGUCACUGAAGUCUCCGAGACAGCUUUUCGACCUGUUUGCGUCCCAGAUAUUCUAUACCUGGCUCGGCAUAGGAUCUUUGGGACAGAUUCCCCACAGAGUGUUCUCUUACAACACAUUGACGGAUCUGCUGGUCUCAAACGAAGCAGAGAUUGUCGCUCAAAUCGCUCUGAGAGCUUCGCAGGAGCAUACUACUGAUAUUGCCAACGUCCUCAAGACACCUUGGAAGGUUCUUCUGCGGCGCAACUUUGCAAAAGCCGAAGCAUAUUGUCUUGCAUCACAGAUCACUGUGCCUCCGAGGGAACGAGUAUCAGAAAAGCCGGAAGCCGCCAUCCGCGAGGUAUUGGGCAGUGUCGAAUCCGGACUCUGCUUCCACGAGAGCUUCGCCGACAUUGUCGCGACAUUAAUUGAGACACUCAAGGACGACACGGGCAUCGAGAAAGCAUUCAGCCAACCCGGGCUCGAGGACGCCAAACGAGCCUUCCGAGCAAUGUCAGAUACCACGUCAACGCACACAACCCAGAUCACGGCUCAGCAGCCCUCUUUCAGGUCCAGAUACCUGCUCGACGAGGUUGAUUGGCUGCGGACCCGUCUCGACAUCGCGGACUCUGACAUCUGGAGUCCGGCAAUAUUAGUUCGCCUGUACCGACAUAUGCUUCGUCUUGCGCACCCUGCCAUGGGCCCUUUGCAUGCUGUUGGAAUCCUUCGCAGGAUCCGAAUCGUCAUCGCACUCGGCGGUGCCCAUGCGGUCAGCGGCUACCCAUUGGAGCUAUUGCUCCACAACCUUCGACCCUACCUGACAGUAUUCCAAAGCUCUGGGGACGCGAUCGUGAUCUAUCGGUAUUUGCUAGAGCAUGGUCAGACUCAUCUGCAACAUCGAUUGUCCUUUCUCGCGGGUCUGAGCAUCUCGAUAUUUGCUGCGUUGACGACGUUUAUCGCAAGCUCACAAGACAGCACAACACAGGAAAGCCAUUUCCUUUCCACGAUGUCAAAAGCUCAAGACUUCCGGCGUUGGCUGAAUCGCUACCUCGAUAAGAUAUCCCCUCCACCACGGGAUGUUGCCAAGUUCGAUUUAUGCAAGGGUAUAAUCGUACACGCUGCUGCCAUGACCGGCAGUGGAUCCAACUCGUUGAGUUCGCAUCACGGUUCCGUUCUCUUAGGACUCUUGAACGACCAGGCAUCUGAGGAUCCUCUCUUCCAAGCACUCGACUUUGAUUUGUCAAUCGAGAUUCUGUCCAAGAACUUCGAACCUGCGGUGGAUCCCUCAGACGAUAUCUUGUCUUCUGGUGCUGAUGCUGCGCGUCUACGACCAGUACUUGAGCGCAUACUACGGAUAGCUGGUAUCAACGAAAAGCUCCGAACGUGGGCUGCACAGUCGAUCGGUAGAGGAGUCUCGUGGCAAGGACCAUUCACAAGGCCUGGCAGCAUCGAUUCUUCGGGCCUGUCAGGCAAGGCUACAGAGGCGCUGGACGAUGUGGCGUCCUAUCGAAGCAUCGUAGAAUUCUGGGAACGACUUUUGUGGAAGCAGGACUCGAAAGCCGCAGCAUCUGCUGAACAAUGUCUCCAGGCUAUCGCGAGCCAGCUCGACCAGGCUCAAGCAGCAGCCAUUAUUGGCUCAAGUCGAAGCGCCACUUUGCUAGACGAGCUGCGUUUCGUCGGUUUGUCUUGUCCACCAAUGCGGGAACCUCUGCUGGGACAUGAACAGCUGCCAUCGUUGAAAGAUUGGAGCAGCCAGUCGCACGAGGACUGGGCAACAGAUUUGCUUAUAGCGAUUUGUGCUCAGGCUCUGGAUAAUCCCGUACUACAAGUUGUGCAGCAAUUUGCAUUCUACGAGCCACACGUUGCAAAAGAGAUGUUGCCUUACGCGGUUCAUCUGAUCCUCACGACUGAGCUCGAUAAGAAGCAGGCAACACGGCAAGCAUUGUCUUCCAUAUUUGCGGAGGUCUUCGACAAAUGCAGCGAUGCCGCGUCGGAGAGCGCACGAUACGCGCUGAAGAUUGUGGUCUACCUGCGCCGUUGUGCCAUGCCAAACGAGAAGACGAUCACCCAACGCUCAACGUGGCUAGACAUAGACUGGGCGGCAGCGUCCCGGACGGCGGUACAUUGCCAGUGGUGGCAUACUGCGUUGCUACUCAUCGAGUGGCAGCAGGCUCACGCACAUCUAACAACUACUCGCACAUCAAGGAGAUCCACGUUACCGCCGGCUCUAGAGACAGAGGUCAUCGCCAAAAUAUAUCAGCACGUUGAUGAUCCGGAUUACUUCUACGCUGGUCAUCAGGACGUGGAUGUUGACUCUGUCGUCAGGAGACUGGGACACGAGUCUUCCGGCGACAAGUUGCUCUCUUUCCAGUCUGCUCUGUAUGAUUCAUACGCUCGGUCUGGUGCCGAUGAAGAGCAUUUUGCCUCCGCAACGCUCGCAGCAGCAAAAGCUUUGAGCACAGCCAACAUGAAGGGGAUUUCUCAGUCGAUCAGGAGCGUGAGCAAUGACAACUCCCUCGCGCGCGGCCAGACAAGAGAUGACCUCUCUAGGAGUAUGCUCGAUUGGGACAUCGGACCGGAAGAUACGGGAGCCGUCACUAAGGUCGCUGUUCGGCAUCUCCAGGUUCUGUCCAGUGCUGCAGAUAAGCACUCUCUCCUCUCCACGUUGGACGAAGGUCUUGGCAAGAUUGCAGCUCGAUGGUCGGUCCAAGAGGACAUCCGGCAAGACUACGAAGCAAGAUUGGCCGGGCUUGCAGUGCUGACUGAAGCUAAAGAUGUCUUGCACGCGUCCGGUCAGGCUGCACACAAUGACAUCCUUGACGGCUUCUCCCAAGUCGAGGUUUGGGGCACGAAAGGGAACUUUGAGACAGUCUCUCAGUUUCUAAAUGCUCGAGAGUACAUCCUUGGCUGCGUGUCUCGAAGUCCACAGCUACGAGCAGCAGUCAAUCUGACUGCUCCUCAGGCAUUGCUUGGCGAGGCCAAAGUGGUCAGGCAGUCACUUCUGCUUGCUCGGCAACAUGAUAGUCAUCAGUUCAGUCUCGCGCGUGCAACAUACUUCUCAAAGUUGAGCUUAGCUGGUGAGCGACUUGGUGUCAGUAUCCGUGUUUCCUCACAGUUUGAUAUGGCACAGACGCUCUGGCGACAAGAUGAACGUGCUGCGGCGGUCAAGAUUCUGCAGGAUCUGCAAGUGCGGAAGGAUCUGUCGACUCAAGACAUUCCUGUGGCGCGCUCAGAGCUAUUGGCGGAAUUGGGACAACAAGUUUCGCAAGCACGUUUAGAACCGGCUCGCGAUGUCAUUCAGAACUAUCUGGUCCCCGCUUCAGACGAACUCAAAUCUGAUUCGAACAACGCAAAAGCUGGCCACACGUAUCACGUCUUCGCUGCUUUCUGCGACGGUCAGUUGCAGGACCAGGAGAACCGCGAUGAGUAUAUUCGCCUGACUGAGAUCAGGGAUGCCAAAGCUUCGGAGGUAUCCGAGCUCGAGAGAUUACAGGCGGUGGAUCCGAGCAAACAAGCCCAAUACAAAUCGGCACUCAAAAGUGCAAGAAGGUGGUACGAGUUGGACAAUAUCGAGUGGGAGCGGGUUCGCCAAAGCCGCGAGAAUCUUGUGGCCCAAUGUCUGGAGAAUUACCUUCAAUCGAUGCGAGUCUGUGACACUUACCAGAAUGACACACUCCGAGUGCUGACAAUUUGGCUUGAGGAAGCCGACAAUCCUGGAGCUACGGAGGUCGUCUACAAUCACAUUAGGUCCGUACCGUCGUGGAAGUUCGCGGGACUCAUGAGUCAACUGCUCUCCCGCCUGCAGGACACAGAGGAUGCCUUCCAGCAAUGUCUCGUUGAUUUGACGUUCCGCAUCUGCUCAGAUCAUCCCUACCAUAGUCUGUACCAGCUGUUCGCUGCAAGCAAGACUAGAAGCGCGAGAGGAGAUGAAGCAGGCAAAUCCCGAUACGAUGCGGUCAACAAGCUUGCGAAGAUUGUGCAGCAUAAGAGUCCUGUGAGAGAUACGUGGGCCGUCAUUCAUAACACGAAUGUUGCGUUCGUUGGCGUUGCACAGGCAAGACUGGACGAGAAAGUGGUCCGUCAGAACUCCAAAUUAUCCCUGCGGGAAGUCAGAGGAGGUGAGAAGUUGAUCGCCGAUGUCGCAAAUGCAAGGAUCAGGACACCAGCUCCAACCAUGCGUGUCUCUAUAAGACGAGACAAAGACUACUCGUCAGUGUCUACAAUGGUGAAGCUAGAGUCAACCAUCACCGUGGCUGGAGGAAUUUCCGCCCCCAAAAUAGCCACAGCACUCAUCUCAGACGGCACACGCCACAAGAUGUUGAUGAAAGGCGGCAACGACGACCUUCGACAAGACAGCAUCAUGGAGCAAGUCUUCGAACAAGUCUCGAAUCUCCUCGGUGAGCAUCCUGCCACACGGAAGCGCAAGCUAGGCAUCCGAACAUACAGAGUCGUCCCUCUGCUUUCCAACGCCGGCAUCAUCGAAUUCGUCCAGAAUACCAUGUCUCUCCAAGACUACCUCUUCCCGGCCCACAAGCGUUACUUCCCCGGUGACCAUAGCUCCGGCCGGUGCCGCUCGUACAUUGACAACGCACGAGACAAGUCUCCUAAAGAACGCGUUGAAGCAUACCGCAUGGCCAUCCAGAAAUUCCACCCUGUGAUGCGCUUCUUCUUCAUGGAGAACUUUCCCGGUCCAGAUGACUGGUUCUACAGACGCCUCAACUAUAGCCGGUCCAUGGCCGCAACGUCUAUGCUCGGACAUGUCCUGGGUAUCGGGGAUCGACACACGCAAAACAUACUCUUAGACACUAUGAGUGGUGAGGUUGUGCAUAUCGAUCUGGGCAUUGCUUUCGAACAAGGUCGGAUCUUGCCGAUCCCGGAAACAGUACCCUUCCGUUUGACGCGGGACAUGGUCGAUGGCAUGGGCAUCUCGGGUCUCGAGGGCGUGUAUCGCCGCUGCUGUAACUUCACGUUGGAGGCGCUACGCUUAGAGCAGGAGUCGAUCAUGACGAUCCUCGACGUCCUCCGCUACGACCCACUAUACUCAUGGUCGGUCUCACCUCUGCGCCUCGCGAAAAUGCAGGAGAAUGCUCAACGAGCAGCUCUCCUCGAAACUUCACAUGCUGCUGGUGGACAUCAAGAUAGUGUCAUGACUACCGGUAGCGCGGCCAACGGCACGAGGUCCGCGGCAGCAGCAGCAUUCGCGCAGCCAGCGCCGAUUAAGCGAAUUGGGGAGGUGAAUGAGAGUGGCGAGGCGGCGAGAGCGCUUGCGGUGGUGGCGAAGAAGUUGGGACGGGGUCUGAGUGUCGAGGCUAUGGUGAAUGAAUUGAUUCGGCAGGCGACUGAUGAGAAGAAUUUGGCGCUGUUGUUCUCGGGGUGGGCUGCUUAUGCUUGA
Messenger RNA from Cyphellophora attinorum, 8724 nucleotides. RefSeq names its product Serine/threonine-protein kinase tel1. Gene Ontology annotation, biological process: DNA repair. The record is from RefSeq and is a predicted model, not a curated record. The transcript has 3 exons. Gene Ontology annotation, molecular function: protein binding; protein serine/threonine kinase activity. Lineage: Eukaryota; Fungi; Ascomycota; Eurotiomycetes; Chaetothyriales; Cyphellophoraceae. The coding region runs from base 1 to 8724 and encodes 2907 amino acids.